AUGCCUGCUGUGUGGUGCUCCUUGCAUGAUGUGUUGUGGUGUAAUUUUGUAAAAUAUCCAAAUGUGUGCCUACCAAGUUCCACCACUGCGACCUGAAGGAGGUCCACGUGGCAAGGAGCCGCAGUCGUGGCUCGAGGAUUAUUUGGAAGGAAAGGACGAGAUUCUGCUAUACAUAACUGCCGCUUUGGGAGUUCUGAUGCCGGGAUUUGUCUAUCUGCUCUAUCGCAAGUGCCAUGCAUAUUAUGAACGUUAUUCAAAGAAAAAAGAAGAAGAACGACUUGCCGAGGAACUUGCCGAAUCAGAAGCCGUCGUAAUAGUUCUAGGAAAAGAAGACGGGCUCGCAGCUCCGUGGGCCAAGGUGAUUCACGACAAGCUUUGUGAUGAAAUGGUCCGAAAACCGAUGAUUUGGUGGUCAGACUCUUUGGAUGUGAAGGAGUUAAUGGCCUUCAAGGGAUUUUGUAUUUUUAUCUCUGAAACUACGGCUGGUGGUCAGCCGACACCCUCGACAGAAUGGUUUUUGGAAUGGCUUGAGGAUCUCGCAGCGGACUCGAAGCUUAGAAAGAAGGCGAAUUUCGAGAAAAUCAGAUUUUCAAUUGUUGGCUUCGGAAGCAGUGAUGAUGGGCCAGCUGGGUUCAAUAAAGUCGCCAGAACUUUGCUGAAACGAAUGAAAAUCUUGGGAGCUAGGCAAAUUACUGAAGUCGAACUUUUCAAUACAACUGACACUGAUAAGCAAACUAUGGAGCGAUUUGUGGAAUUUUCGUUCGAACUCCUUUUGCAAAUGGAUAAGCAUCUUCCUGGAAUGAGUGGUGAAGACACCGAAGAAUCGGAAGUUGGAGACGAUAGAUCUGAGAGCUCUUCGGAUGAUAAUGAAGUCGAAGAGAAACAUAAGAAGUCGAAAUAAAAUUUGAAUAUAAAUAUUUAUAUUUUAAUAAUUGUUUAUAUAUCGAGCUUUAAUUGAAUUUUCCUGCAUUUUAAAGAUAUUUUGUAUAUUUGUAUUAUUUUUUCAACAUUUUUCAUAAAUAAAUUCGCUUUUUUUAAA
Molecule: messenger RNA, 1039 nt
Organism: Caenorhabditis elegans
Lineage: Eukaryota; Metazoa; Nematoda; Chromadorea; Rhabditida; Rhabditidae
Gene: Y32H12A.6
Product: Flavodoxin-like domain-containing protein
Exons: 4
Coding region: 62-901 (279 amino acids)
Biological process (GO): tRNA processing
Molecular function (GO): FMN binding; 4 iron, 4 sulfur cluster binding
Source: RefSeq, marked reviewed